This is a messenger RNA of Impatiens glandulifera, 1117 nucleotides long. RefSeq names its product peroxidase 59-like. Lineage: Eukaryota; Viridiplantae; Streptophyta; Magnoliopsida; Ericales; Balsaminaceae. Gene Ontology annotation, molecular function: peroxidase activity; heme binding. The coding region runs from base 1 to 999 and encodes 332 amino acids. The transcript is spliced from 4 exons. The record is from RefSeq and is a predicted model, not a curated record. Gene Ontology annotation, biological process: hydrogen peroxide catabolic process; response to oxidative stress.
AUGUCGAGAUCGAGCAAUUCUAAUGUUUCUUUCGUGCUUUUUGCUUUGUUUAUCACGAUAUCAUGCACCGCGUUGCAAGUGAAGUCUCAAUUGAACACGAGUUUCUACUCAACCACGUGUCCCACUCUUCUUAAAAUUGUUCGGAGGCAGGUGGUAAAUGCCCUAAAAUCGGAGAUGAGAAUGGCUGCUUCUUUGCUACGACUUCAUUUCCACGACUGUUUUGUAAACGGUUGUGAUGCCUCAAUAUUACUAGAUGGAAGUGACGGUGAGAAGUUUGCUCUCCCAAAUUUAAACUCAGCCCGAGGUUAUGAAGUCGUUGAUUCGAUCAAGACGGCUGUGGAGAACGCAUGUCCGGGAGUUGUCUCGUGUGCGGACAUACUUGCCAUCGCUGCUCGAGAUUCGGUUCUAUUGAGUGGAGGACCCUCUUGGAAGGUAUUGUUAGGUAGAAGAGACGGAUUAGUGGCUAAUCAGACAGGAGCAAAUACUUUACUUCCUUCUCCAUUUGAAACCCUUGAUGCCAUCAUUUCAAAGUUCAUUGCGGUUGGCCUAAACCUAACCGACGUCGUCUCUCUUUCAGGUGGGCAUACAAUCGGUUUCGCGAAAUGUGCAACGUUUAGAUUUAGAUUGUUCAACUUAUCCGGCACUGGAGUCCCCGAUGACACUUUGGAGUCAUCCUUACUCUCCGACCUUCAAACGCUUUGCCCAUUAAACGGAGAUGACAAUGCUAACACUGAACUCGAUCAAAACUCAACAGAUCUAUUUGAUAACCAUUACUUCGAUAACCUCAUUGCGGGAAAAGGAGUCCUCCGAUCCGAUCAAAUAUUGUUUUCGAGUAGUGAAGCCCUAGAAGAGACUAAGAGCUUGGUUGAAGGUUAUAGCAAUAGUUUAAACCUUUUCUUUAGUGACUUUGUUAAUGGGAUGAUUAAGAUGGGGAAUAUCAACCUUUUAACCGGAUCAAAUGGGGAGAUAAGGAAUAAUUGUAGGGUGGUUAAUUCUUAAUUAGAUUUUCAUUGUUAAUUAAUAAGUCCCUAGUAUGGGUACUAGUUUGAUAUGGGGGAUACUUUUAAUUAAUAAAUAAAAUUAGUGAAAGUGAAAUAUGUAUUAUGUAAUAGGGACA